This is a messenger RNA of Saccharomycodes ludwigii, 1188 nucleotides long. RefSeq names its product Rtt103p (gene RTT103). The coding region runs from base 1 to 1188 and encodes 395 amino acids. The record is from RefSeq and is a predicted model, not a curated record. Lineage: Eukaryota; Fungi; Ascomycota; Saccharomycetes; Saccharomycodales; Saccharomycodaceae. The transcript has a single exon.
AUGUCACUUCGUAGAGAGGAUAUAUUGCACAAAUUAAAUGUAUUGAAUGAAACACAAGAAAGUAUUGUCAAAACUUCAAAAUGGAUGAUCCAACAAGUCAUAAACACAUCGAUUUCAUCUCCUAACACACCUGGUUUAGUCAGUGAUACUAUUUUGGAAUAUUUACAAAAUGAAAAGACAAAUAUAAGAAGAAAAUUGCUAACAAUAUAUUUGAUAAACGAUUUUGCCCAAUAUUGCAAAUUCAAAGGAUCAACGAAAAGUCAAUCACUUGUACAAUUAAUGGAGAUUUUAAACAAAAAUAUAAAAAGUUGUUUUCUUCAAAUUAGUGACAGAUUGAACAGUAGUCAAGAUAUUAAGGCUAAAGUACAUAGAGUUGUUAAGAUUUGGAAAGAGAGAGAAGUUUUCUCCAGCUCGGUUAUUAUGGAUUUGUUGAAAAUUACAGAACCAAGCAAUUUCAAUAAAAAAGUUGAAGGAAGUGCUAUCAUCGAUAACAGUACUACUUCUACAAUUGCAGAUGCUAGCAGUAAUAAUGAGAUACCUGCUGAAUUGAAGUUCUUGGUGGGAUUGUAUAAUCAAUUGUAUAUAAUCAAACAAAAAAAUACUAGUGGUGCUACUACCAGUAAUAGUGGUAGUGUUUCUAUCAGAUCGAAAAUAGUUGAAGAAUUAAAGCAUCUAACAGAAUUAGAAAAACAAGAAAUUGAAAAAGAACAGAAAGAAGAAAAUACUGGUGAUGGGAGUGACAUUGUUAGUAGUGAUAAUAAAAACAAUAGUAAGUAUUCUAAUAAAGAUUUGGGCCUCAUUAUAAAUAGUUUAAAUUUAAUAAAUAAUAACAACAUUAGUAGUAAUGACAUUACUAAUGCUAAUAAUAGCAUAAACCAUAACAGCAACCAGUAUACAGGUGAACUACCUACGUAUGAACAACAAAGCGAUAGUGACAGCGAUAUUGAUAGUGAUACUGGUGAUGCACAUGUUGCAAAGAGAUGUAAAUUGGAACAAAAUGGAAUAGUACAUACUGAUGAUAAUAAGGAUUUACAAGAAGGGAUAACAGAGAGUACUGAACAAACUCAAGACAUAGGUGUAGAAGAGGAAGAGAACAAGAGUAUAUUUGAAGAGGAAAAUGUAGCAGAGGUAAAUAGUAAUACAGUGACUUCUAAUUUACAGGAUUUGCUAAGUAAAUUAUCCAGUUGA